AUGGCUCCAAAGUACGAUCUCACGGAUGAAGAGCUCAACAAGUUGGCUCGCCUAGCGGCCGAAGCCAAGACAACUGCAUACUGUCCCUACUCAAACUUUCGCGUCGGUGCCGCGCUCCUACUUCGUUGCGGCGUACAUACUGGCACCAUCGCCAGCACCAUCGCUCCCAGCAAAUCACGGAUUCAGGCCCACACACUCACCAACCCACACAGGACACAGCGCCUACCACACAGCGCCAACGUCGAAGUAGCCGCAACGCCAGUCGGCAUCUGCGCCGAGCGCUGCGCCUUGGCCCCCGUGGUCGCCUCCUUCGCCAACCCCCGCCCUUCCAUGCCCGUCAUUCGCGCACUAGCAGUCAGCACGGACAUCGAUCCGCCAGCUUCCCCUUGCGGGAUGUGUCGGCAGUUCAUCCGGGAGUUCUGUGGGGACGGGAUGCGGGUGUGGAUGUAUGGGAAGAAAGCUGAGGAGGGUAAGGGAGGGGUGGAGGCGAUGGGGGAAAGGGGUGUGAGUCUGACGGUGAAGGAGUUGUUGCCUAUGAGUUUUGGGCCGGGUGAUAUGGACAAGCGGGAGAACAAAUCUACGCCGAAGAUUGGCUGA
Molecule: messenger RNA, 597 nt
Organism: Cyphellophora attinorum
Lineage: Eukaryota; Fungi; Ascomycota; Eurotiomycetes; Chaetothyriales; Cyphellophoraceae
Product: Cytidine deaminase
Exons: 4
Coding region: 1-597 (198 amino acids)
Cellular component (GO): cytosol
Molecular function (GO): zinc ion binding; cytidine deaminase activity
Source: RefSeq, a predicted model, not a curated record